AUGUCCUCUCAGUUCUUGCAAGCUGAACUCACAUCUCUGAUUCAAGACUCACGCCGUAAACAUGCAGAUCUGCGAGCUGCAGCCGAGCAGUCGCUGAACGAGCUCAAGGCUUUACCCUCAACGUCCGAGGCUCAGAUCUCGGCAGAUCUGAUUCGAAAAUCAAAAUUCGUUGAUCCAUUUAUCAUUGCUUGUCACACAAGGCAAACGAAGCUCGCGGGCACAGGUGUGAUAUGUCUGCAACGACUAAUUGCAUCUCACUCGUUGCCGCCUCAUCGCCUGAGGGAUGUUCUUGCAGGAUUGAAAGAUACUACCACUUUAGGCCUUGAUAUUCAAUUGAAGAUUCUCCAGUCGUUGCCUUCGCUGCUGCAGUUCUAUUCGCCGGAGCUGAGCGGGGAUUUGCUCGCGAACACGUUAGACAUAUGUGCGAAUCUACAGGCUAGCAAGACUCCAGCCGUUAGCAGCACCGCAGCUGCCACCUUCCAGCAACUGGUGGUUUCUGUGUUUGAAAGAGUCUCAAAUGAAGAUAAAUUGCCAAAAGAGGGCAAAUCCUUCGUUGAUGUCAAAGUCGAUGGACGCUCUGUGGAGGUGGCAUCUUUUGCGUAUGACGCUCUUAAGGUGCUUGACGAUCUUUGCCGUCUCAUCGACGGAGAGGAAGUCCAAUUCCUCAGCGCAAGAACUCUGUCCACCACUUUCAUCUUGGAGCUCAUAGAAAACAUUGUUUUGAGCAGUGGUCGGCUGUUUGUUGGUCAUCUGGAGCUGUCACAGGUCUUGCGGGUGCGGUUGAUGCCAUUAACUGUGCGAUAUCUUUCUGAGAGGCACUCGUUUUCCGAGACUGUACGGGUUGCCCGAAUACUACUCUUACUUCUCAAGCGGCAUAUGUCUCUACUGGUCGCUGAAUGUGAAAUGGCAUUCGGCCUCCUCACCCACUUGCUCGAACCGGAUGGAAAUGCCCCAUGGAAACGUGUGCUUUGCAUGGAAGUCUUCAAAGGGUUGUACACUGAGCCCGGGGUGGUACGUCUCAUAUACUCACUGUAUGAUGCAGAUGAGAAGAGGAAAAAUGUUCUUGGAGAUCAUAUGGCAUCCCUUGUCCGCCUCUCAUCAGAGAAGCCCUCGUUGAUUGGGGUUAGCAAUCAGUCAACAAUACCACUCCGAGCAGAUCAUGCACGGUCAAUGACUGAAGAUCAAAUUGCACUCGAGACUGGCGGUGUUGCUGGAGUCAUCGGGUCGACCGGUCCCUCAUCAGAUACCCAGGUUCCCGGAAUCAGCAGUCAGUGGAGUGUGAUUCGAACACCUUACAUUGAUCUUCUUGAUAAAUCCGAUCCCCCUCUUCCCCCAGAGACUUACAUUUAUAGCCUUGUUCUUAACUGCAUCAGCUCUUUUGCCGAGGGUCUUGCCAAGUUCAUCUUGCCCCUGACUGUUCCAGAUAUGAGAUCCAAGAAGAAGAGCCGUAUGAUGAAUCCAGAUCAAGGACCUGAUUCCACACGCUCCUCCCAAGAUCUCCAGUCUCCGGGCGCUGUACGCGCACAGGCUGCAUUACCGAUGAGGAAAUCAUCUGUGCCUGUGAACCCUCUGGAGCUGCACUCUCACGUGCAGUAUUCAGCCAUAAGGACAUGCUCUGGGAUCAUUGAAAGUUGCUGGCCGGCGGUACUCGCAGCUUGCUCUACAUUUUUGCACGCGAGUCUCGACGAUGAGUUCUAUCAUAAUCUCGUUCGGGCCUUUCAAAAAUUGGCCCACGUGGCUGGGCUUCUGCGACUGUCGGUACCUCGAGACGCGUUCUUAACAACCUUGGGGAAAGCUGCGAUCCCCGCUGGUACGGGUGUUGCAAAGUCUCAGAGCCUUACGACGUCGACUUUGGGCAUUCCGCAAGCCGAUGAAAGAGGAUCUAGGUAUCGGAAAAGUUCAGAUAUAUCACGAUCGAAUCCCGCCGCCGGGGAUUCCGCGACCUCCUUGGCAGCGGAAGCUUCUGUGCCUCUCAGUACAAGAAAUCUCUUAUGUUUGAGGGCUCUGCUCAAUCUAGGCAUUGCCCUGGGGCCAACGCUCGAUCAGCCAGCAUGGUCAAUCUUGCUUGAAACGUUGCAGUGUGCUGGACUCGUUAUUGGAAUGUCUUCAAGUACGAUGAUCAAAUCAGCCAGUGGCUCGAGCGAUAACUUGGUCUUUGGAAAUGACGUCCCAACAGCAAAUCUUGGUGCGGAGGUAAUUGCGGUGCAAUCGGCCUCCGCCAAAUUGUUUGAAAGCACCAGUGAUUAUCCGAGCGAUUCAUUCCGAGAGAUCGUGCUCGCACUGUUAAGUCUGUCUGUCUUUACCGAGCAGAAGGAGUGCCUAGAACGGGCAACAGAGGAGCUCGAACCCCCACACUCUCCACAUGCGUCACGGCAAGCUGGAAGAAUGCAUCAGAACAGUCGUAGGGUGUCGCUGAUUGUUGGAAAAUUCAAGAUGCAGGACGAGGAACUGAAGUUUGUGCUUGAUAAGGGGAAUGAGAUAGCCCGUGCCAAUCUAGACCGGCUCUCGUCGCUUGUUGAAGCGGAAAUGGAGGCAUGGCAGCUUCUAAGUGGAAGUCUGAUUGCCGCAACGACGAACAACGCAAUCAGACCCAGUCUGCGCCUGCAGGCCAGCAAUAUUCUCAAUUCUCUGAUCUUUCUUACCAUGAAAUCGGGGGUCUCGGUUGACGAUGAAACGCGGAAUAAGGUACAGACAAGGAACCUGCAAACAUUGAAGGACCAGGUCACGAGUCUUUACACUUUCGAUGGGACAAAUUCAAAGUCGAUUCCGACUACGGUUCUUGAGAUUCACGAGCAGAGUCUGGACAUUCUGCACACCAUUCUCGAGCAGUAUGCGGAGACGCUCUCCGAUGGAUGGAAGCUCAUAUUUGACCUGAUAUCUGAUGUUUUUCGAUUGGACGUUUGGGCAGAAGGGAACACCCAGCUCAGAACGUCUUCUGAACGCAGGAGAUCAGGGCUGCCGGGUGGACCACGACUUGUUCGCGCAGCCUACAAGUCAUUGCACUUGGUAGCAUCCGACUUUGUAUCACUUCUCCCAGCGCCUUGCCUUCUGGCGCUCGUGCAAUCAUUCACCAAUUUUGCUUCCCAGGCCCAGGAUUUCAACAUCUCUUUGACUACCACAUCUUUCUUUUGGAAUGUGUCGGACUUUUUGCGAGAGCGUAUCGAAAGAUUCUCAGUCGAGACCUACGUCGAUGCCUCUGUCAGCGAAGACGAGCUCGAAAAGCUGGCUUGCAAUGACGACCUGUCGGUCUCCAGUAAUUGCCUUUGGCUACUGCUACUUCUUCGCAUCGUGCGGAUAACUACCGACUCCAGGUCAGAGAUUCGGAACAGCGCAAUCCACACACUUUUGAGGAUUUUUGACGCGUAUGGACAGCAACUCUCCUCCAAGGCAUGGCGUCUGUGCUUGAACCGAGUGCUAUUCUCAAUGAUUGGAAAGCUUACCGCUACUCUGAAAGAAUCUCGGAACAGGGAAUGCCCUGAAGAUGAGUUCAAGUCAUGGACCGAGACAACUGUGCUUGUAAUCAAAGGUGUUUCCAGUCUGAUUGCCAAUUUCUUCGAUGCAAUAACCAGUGACGACGAUUUCCAUGAAUCGUGGAAGAGACUUUUUCAGUAUCUUCAGGAACUGGUGAACAUGCGUUUGCUGGAGCUCAAUGAGGCAACAUUUGCAAGUGUCUCCUCAAUCUUGGCACAAGGGCACUCGUCCGGAGGGCUGAGUAAGGAGGCCUGUGAAAGCGUAUGGACUCUAUGGGCCAACGGCCAUCCAGCCGGGGAUGAAGACCCCGUCGAUCUCAAUCGGUCCAACCAAGAUGCCGCUUUAGCGUAUAUGCAAAGUCUUCAGCAGCUUUACAGCCUGCACAAAGACCACCUUGGUCCAGAAAAAGUCGAAACAAUUCUCGAGCAUCUGCGCCUGCUAGUUUGGAAUUCGGUUUCUCCCCCAUACUCCCCGGAUGUGGAACGUUCCUCUGCCGUUCAGGCUCUAGUGAUCGAGUGUAUGAAGACACUCUGCACGGAAAAAGAGAGCUCACAGGCUGCCAUUCUGUUGUGCCUGGCCGAUCUAUCUGACUCUCCUUUAACCAAGUGGAACCCCAGCAGCGACCCGAGGAAGCCAGGGUUUGUCGCAUUUUCAAAGGCUCUCGUUGAUCUGAUCAGCUGGUAUAUUACAGGCUUCGGGAUCAAACAAGACAUUCUUUCCAAUGAUGCUUUGGCCCUAGUUCUUGAGCGAUUCGGCGCACUCAUCCUUCAGAAGUAUACCUGGGAAGGAAAGGAUCGAGAGCCUCUCAUGUGGCAGAAAGCCUCCACGGCAGCUCUCAGCGUUCUUGAAGUUGCAGUCCCCUAUGUCGAGAACCAAUACGAAAGUGCCAAGAGAGCGGACAUUGCGCGGUUUUGGCGCUGCGUGGUGAACAUCGCCCAUGGUAUUGUAUCGGCGCAUGGAUAUCAAACUCAGCAGCUCCCCUAUUCUCGCAUCGUCGCCGACGAAAAUUUCGACAUCGCAUCAUUCAUGCGUCUCAAAACUCUGAUUCUUCCUUCCCUCGGCGCCCCCAUCGUCCCGGACACUGUCCGUCAGAGCUUCGCUCUUGCGCUCUUCCAUUCCUCAUUUAUCUAUGCUCCUCAACGCCUAGAUAUGCCCUUGACCUCGAUCGAACAAGAUCCCCUGUGCGAUUUCUAUACCAUCCGACCCGGACGCACUUUCGAUCCCCCACCCACGCUCCGCCCAAAGAUGGCAUAUGCACUUAUAGACACUCUGUUCGAGCUUGCGGCCACCUCUGAUCUCGAUGCACCAAGCUCUGGCCAUCGCACACUGCUGGCUUGUUCUGCCGCACCUUACCUCCUUCUUCGCUGUGCCAUCUCAAUCAAGAGCUUCAUCGCCGAUCAACCCCUCCGCGGCUUGAUGCCGCAACCUACCCCAGCUCGUAAGGACCUCCUGCACCUCUUGGAAAAUUUAGUCCAGUUGCAAAGCGAACCAUCCGCUAUCCCGGACUCCACACCGAUCAAGACAGUAUCUUCCAGAGAGGACUCUGUCUCUGGUCGCCAUCAUCGCAAGCACCUUGAAUGGAUACUUCCGCUUGUCGUGAAAGCUGUUCGGGUUGCCGGCAAGGAGCGUGAUGAUGGGAAGGUCUUGCAGGCGCUCGGGGCGGUGCUGCAGGAGCUUGGCCAGUUUGAGUAA
Messenger RNA from Penicillium oxalicum, 5163 nucleotides. RefSeq lists its product as uncharacterized. The transcript has 6 exons. NCBI's taxonomy places the organism in Eukaryota, Fungi, Ascomycota, Eurotiomycetes, Eurotiales, Aspergillaceae. The coding region runs from base 1 to 5163 and encodes 1720 amino acids. The record is from RefSeq and is a predicted model, not a curated record.